Messenger RNA from Sphaerodactylus townsendi, 1284 nucleotides. RefSeq names its product linkage group 01 C11orf98 homolog (gene LG01H11orf98). Bases 54 to 440 code for a protein of 128 amino acids. The record is from RefSeq and is a predicted model, not a curated record. Lineage: Eukaryota; Metazoa; Chordata; Lepidosauria; Squamata; Sphaerodactylidae. The transcript is spliced from 4 exons.
UCUCCGUCUGCAAUCAGGAAGUGGAUUGGGAACGGAGGCGGCGUGGCUGCAGCAUGGGGGCACCGGGAGGGAAAGUCAACCGGCCGCGGACGGAGCUGAAGAAGAAACUCUUCAAAAGGCGCCGUGUUUUGAGCAAACAGAAGCGAAAGAAACACCAGAUUGUGGGUGCUGUGGUGGACGAGGGGCUCAUCACCAUCCAUCACCUGAAAAAACGCAGCUCCAGCACUCGAGCAAACAUCACCCUGUCGGGGAAGAAGAAAAGGAAACUGCUGAAGCAGCUCCGCCACAUUACGAACGAGAAGGCCGCCAUGCAGGUUGAUGCAUCUCCAGGUCCAAGUAAAACCACCCGGAGAAGGAAGGGGAAGAAAGAGAGGCAGGAAAGACUCCUGGCGGACCUAGAUGUGGAGAUGGUGGAAGAGGGGCUGGGCUCGGAGAGCUGAGAUGUCCCUUUGAAGUCUGUAAGCCCGUUUAUGUGGACCCUUUCUCCCGGCUGCUGCUGCUGGCAAGAAUCUGUAGCCUGGAAGCUGCCAGCCAGGAGGAUGUGGAACGCCCAGCACAGCACCAGAAAUUCCAGUGUAACUCAGUGCCUUUGCAGAGACGAGUUUUCCCACUGCUUUGUCUGCCUUGCUUCAAUGUUGCCUCUGUGCCCACUGCUGCCCCAAGCGGACCACAGCAUAGGAAGAGUUGCACCCCCGCCCCCCCAGCAGCCCAAGGGGUGUGGAGCUCCUACACCCAUGUAUCCCCAGUGGCUGCAUCGGCGCCUCCUUCUCUGCAGCCCACUGGGACUGGGUUGGCUGAGCAGGGACAAGAGAUGCACCAUGGGUAUCCUCCCCCACCCAAUGGCACCCCUGCUACUUUGGUAUAUCAAAGAACCCCUUAGGCAAUAAUCACGGCUUCAUCCAUCCUGUUGUCUUGGGGAAAGGGCUGUACAUUCUUGAUUCCUUGAAGCAGAAAGUCCUGGAAUUGUAGGGACCGGCCUAGUCCUUGGUACAAUGAGAGUACAUGAAACUGAAUUGCUUUGAAAGAAGGACCAAGGGGUUAAACUGACCUUGCCUCGAGAAAUUCUGGUAAGCAGAGGCUGCAGCCCUGUGGAGAUUGAUGCCUAGGACCAGGCUGCAAUGAGACUGAUAGAGUUUGCGGGGCGGGGGGAGCUUCCCAGCCUGACUCAGCCUGCAGUGGCUGUCCCUUAACCCAAUAAACUUAAAACCUGCCAGUUUUCAUACCUGCAGCUUGGAUGUCCUCAAGAUCCUGCAUGUUUCCCUAAUAAAAUGGCCGUGAUCCACA